GCAUGUAGAAGGCCCACAGACUAGGGGAGAAGUUCCGAAUGUCACGUGACCCACUAUGCCCUCCGGCGCCCUGUUUUCACCGCGGCGUCCGUCUAUUUGCUCUAUUUCAAACUUCCGGCACAAGUGCGUGGCGCGGUCCCGUGUUGAGCGUUGCUCAAGCAUUACACCAUUUUAUAACAGUAAACAAAGUACCCAUCAAACAUGAAUAUGGAUCCUGAGGAAGACGAAGAUGAGUUGGAGUACUAUGUAACGUUUCCCGCAGCAGUUUCACCAGAGUUCAAUGAAGAUACUUAUGGAGAAAGUGAAAGGGAGCCAGUUGUUUUCCUUUUUGGCUGGGCAGGCUGUGAGGAUAGACACCUGUCCAAAUAUGCAGAGAUGUAUAAGGAUCUGGGAUGCGUCACCAUCCGGUACAUCAGUCCGACCAACUACAUCUUCUUCACGCCGCGCGAGCUGCUGGACGUGUCGGACCAGCUGAUCGACCUUAUCACCGACCUCACGCUCGAGGUGCACCCGGUGCUCUUCCACUGCUUUAGUAACGGCGGCGCGCUCGUCUACCGGUGCCUGACGCGCCGGCUGCGCGAGCGGCGCCUCUCGCUGGACGUGCGCGGCGCAGUGUUCGACAGCGGCCCGAUCCGCCGCCGCGUCACCAGCGGAUGGAGAGCCAUCCACCAGUGCACCAAAGGAGCGGCCUGGUACCGGUGGUUCCUGGCCUGUCUGUUCGUGCUGCUGGUGCUGUGUCGCUACCUCUGGUGGUGCACGCUCGGCUCCGCGGACACGGACACACACCCCUGGAGUCUGCUCGAGUGUCCGGACCGCUGGCCGCAGCUGUUCAUCUACUCGGACAAGGAUGACAUCACACCGGCGCAGGACGUGGACCAGUUUAUGGCCGGUCGGCGGGCGCGCGGUGUUGAGGUCUCCAGUCGCCGGUUCGCCGACUCGCCCCACGUUCAGCACUACCGCUACCACCGCGAGGAGUACUGCGCGGCCGUCUCGGCCUUCCUGGGCAGGGUGUGCGGCCCCGGCUCGGCCGGCUCCCGGCCCCGCUCCGGCUCCGGCUCCGGAUCCCCGCGCCGCCGCCGGCCCGGCUCCGGGGACGAGCGCAGCUGGUCGCCGAGCAAGGCGCCGCUGCUGACCUCUGGCAGCCAGUGAGUCAGGCCGGAGAGCCUGGCCUCUGGCAGUCAGUGAGAGGUGGGCCGGAGAGCCUGGUAUCUGGCAGUCAGUGAUAGGUGGGCCGGAGAGCCUGGCCUCUGGGAAUCAGUAAGGGUCAUACCUGAAAGCCUGGCCUUAUCCAGUCAGUAAGUCAAGCCAAAGAGCGGAGGUGUUCUAAGGAGUGUCAUCGGCGCGCUGAGAUUGGCGGAAGGCCCACGGCCUGGGGUACUAGGAUUACUCACUAGUCAAGGUGUGGAGGUUCGCUGCAUAAACUAGUCUGAAUCACCACUAGUCAGUAGAUCGUUUGUUCAAUAUGUUCGCUGGGCUGGACGGAUGGCUCGCCGAAGUCUGUGUAUAGCGUGAAUGUCUUACCGGAUGGAGGCCGAUCCCAGCCUAUGCAGCGUGGCCCGUCUUCAGCCACCCAGUGGUGUGUCAGCGAGUGUCAAUGUUUGAGCUUUCCCGGCAGCGCGACUGUCUCUUACUCCGUCCGAGUAGCGCUGUGAACCGCACUCUCUCCUAGAGGCAUUGAAUCUCUUAGAAGACGGAGGCGGGACCCGCGUCUAAGUGAUGGGUCUUGCAGUGCUGUACCGGUGAGUGAAUUAGGUAUGUCUCAUGUUGACAGACCAGUAUUAUAUGUUCGUCACUUCUUGACGACCCUGCUGAUCUCACGUUUGAUGAUUAGUACUCAAGUUAGCGGUAUUAACUACUGCCCCAGCCGGAAGGCUGCAGUGGCGAAUUUUACGCCACACCAUUGUGUUAAUCUGUCGGUCAUAAUUCAUAGCCAGCUGCCGUAAUUCAUCACACUCAGUUUGCCAUGUUGGCACUAAUCGGUGUAAUUAUCCGUCAGUUUGCGGUAUUAUCCGUUGGUAUGUAUGUUGAGUGUCUGUUUUGCCGCCACUGUUGUAUGCACAUGAUCUUUGUCUGACGCAUUUGUGUGGUUAAUACACAGUUGUCGAGUGUGCGA
Amphibalanus amphitrite is the source of this 2113-nucleotide messenger RNA. RefSeq names its product transmembrane protein 53-like. The record is from RefSeq and is a predicted model, not a curated record. Lineage: Eukaryota; Metazoa; Arthropoda; Thecostraca; Balanomorpha; Balanidae. The coding region runs from base 202 to 1149 and encodes 315 amino acids. The transcript has 5 exons.